GAUGAAGUAAAAUCCAAGGCAGUAAGACACUAUCUAGGUCGCUUGGAGCACCCUUAAAUGAUAGCUACCCAGAAACCGGAUCAUAGGCGCAAGGAUGGUACGAAUGACGCGUGUACAUCAAAGGUGUAUCGUCAAGACAUAACUCCAGCAACCUGUUAACUCUUUGGGACUUUCUCUGGUCCAUCAGAAGGGAAAGAUCGUCGAUGCUUCUUGCAACCAGCAGGGAAUCCAUCCAGGCCCUGGUCAAAACGAUCUCGAAGCAGGAGAAGGAUAUUGAUAUUAUGGUCAACGACGUGGGCACCGCUACUCAGACGGCCGAUGCAAAGAAAGGAGAGAUGGCUCAGAAGGAUCUAGCGAAGGAGAUGUGGCAGCUCAUGCUGGACGCAUGGCUGGAUACGUACAUCAAGGGCCGCGUUCUUGACCCUCCUCAGCACCGCCUUUGGCCCAGAGCAUACUAGCACUCUCAUCAACGGAUAUUCCAUCUUGGCGAUCACUACCAACUUCCAACACCAGAUCCAAAGCAACGUAUUCAAGG
Molecule: messenger RNA, 535 nt
Organism: Desarmillaria tabescens
Lineage: Eukaryota; Fungi; Basidiomycota; Agaricomycetes; Agaricales; Physalacriaceae
Exons: 2
Coding region: 204-458 (84 amino acids)
Source: RefSeq, a predicted model, not a curated record